Eutrema salsugineum is the source of this 661-nucleotide messenger RNA. RefSeq names its product non-specific lipid-transfer protein A. The transcript has 2 exons. Gene Ontology annotation, molecular function: lipid binding. Bases 110 to 466 code for a protein of 118 amino acids. Gene Ontology annotation, cellular component: membrane. Lineage: Eukaryota; Viridiplantae; Streptophyta; Magnoliopsida; Brassicales; Brassicaceae. Gene Ontology annotation, biological process: lipid transport. The record is from RefSeq and is a predicted model, not a curated record.
AUAAACACUCACUCCCUCAACUCUCUUCAUCACCCAAUAUCACUACACUACAUACAUCUGCUUCUUCAAACAACCAAAAAAAAAACUAUAUUUCCAAGAUAAAAAGAAAAUGGCUGGUCUAAUGAAGUUGGCAUUCCUGGUCUUGGCCUGCAUGAUUGUGGCCGGUCCAAUCACAGCCAAAGCGGCUCUGACCUGUGGCACCGUUACCAGCAACGUUGCAGCGUGCAUUGGCUACAUUACCCAAGGUGGGCCCGUUCCAGGAGCUUGCUGCUCAGGCAUUAAAAACCUUAACAGCAUGGCCCGUACAACCCCGGACCGUCAACAAGCUUGUCGUUGCCUUAAAACUGCCGCUAAUGCCUUGGGCCCAAAUCUCAACGCUGGCCGUGCAGCUGGACUUCCUAAGGCUUGUGGAGUCAAUGUUCCUUUCCCAAUCAGCACCAGCACCAACUGCAACAGCGUGAAAUGAGCGCGGGUUGGAUGAAAGCUUUAGCGGACGUUCCGAAUAUUACAAAAACGGAUGAGACAAUAUUAAAUAAGAUGUUCAAGUGACUGUUUUUAAUUUCCUGUAUUUUCUAUUAUGGCGAUCCUAUUAACUGGUCGUUUGUAGUAUGUUCUCAAGCAACGUUAUAUGAAUUUCGGAUUUGAAGUUUACGUUGUUCUA